This is a messenger RNA of Penicillium concentricum, 1509 nucleotides long. RefSeq lists its product as uncharacterized. Gene Ontology annotation, biological process: transmembrane transport. The coding region runs from base 1 to 1509 and encodes 502 amino acids. Gene Ontology annotation, cellular component: membrane. Gene Ontology annotation, molecular function: transmembrane transporter activity. The record is from RefSeq and is a predicted model, not a curated record. Lineage: Eukaryota; Fungi; Ascomycota; Eurotiomycetes; Eurotiales; Aspergillaceae. The transcript is spliced from 5 exons.
AUGUCAGGCAAUAUCAUGACAGAGCCUAAUAUAGAGCUGACCAUGCUCAAGUCUCCCAAGCUGAACAAGGAGACCUCGAAUUCCGAUGACCAUGACCAUGAGCUUGGGAGCACAAUUGAGACCUACGACCGCAAGGCCGAGAGCAAAAUGCUGCGCAAAUUUGAUUUCUUUGCUGUCAUCCCUCUUGGUGUUUUCUACAUGAUGGCUAUAUUGGAUCGGAGCAACUUAGGCAAUGCAAAUAUUGCUGGCAUGCCCGAGGAUAUUGGUCUGACUGGGAACCAAUUUGGCAUAGCCACCACGCUACUAUAUGCUACUUAUGUUCCCUUCGAAGCCCCAGUUUCUGUGUUAGUCAAGAGUGUUGGCCCCAAGGUUUUGAUUUCGGCAUCCGCCUUUUGUUGGGGCGCUUCUACUUUGGGAAUGGCAUUUAUCACAAACUACAAAGGGCUCUAUGUCUGCCGUUUGCUGAUGGGACUUUUUGAAGCGGGCCUGAUCCCCGCAAGUGAAGUCUACAUGGCCCUGGUCUACAAUCGCACCGAAAGAGGACGACGCAUGUCUUUGUUCUACACAUUCAGCUGCCUUGCCAGCGCUUUUGGCGGUCUCCUCGCAUACGGACUCACCCAGAUCAAUGGACCCAACGGGUUCGAAGGUUGGAGGUGGCUAUUCUCAGUGGAAGCAGCCAUCACCAUCAUUCUAGUGCCCCUUUUCUAUUUUGUCUUUCCCAAAACUCCUGUUGACGCUUGGUUCCUGACCGAUGAGGAGAAACGCAUCGUUCGGGCACGCUAUGAUAAUGAUCCCCACUGGGCAUUCGAUGAGAAGUUCUCGUGGGCUGAGCUUGGUAAGGUAUUCACCGAUGUCAAGUUUUAUGCCUUCUUUGUCUACCAGUUCUCCAUCAACCUCACACAAUUUGGCUUUACUACCUUUUUGCCCACUAUUAUUUCGGGCCUCGGGUACACAUCUGUCCAUGCCAACUUGAUGACCGUUCCCAUCUAUAUCUCAGCUCUUGCAGUCUUCCUUGUCAUUGCCUUUGCUUCAGACCGUUAUGGUAUGCGGGGACCUUUCAUGGCUGGCCCUGCAGUGCUGAUUCUUGUCGGUCUCAUCUUGCUGGUUUCAGUUGAGAAUUUGAAUGUUCGCUUUGCUGCUUGUUUCUUGACCGCAUUCGGCCUAUAUCCGGCAGCAGCGCUGUCUAUGAUGUGGUUACAAGACAACGUCGCGGGCUUUUAUAAGCGUUCCAGUAUGGUUGGCUUCACGCUGACUCUGGCGAAUACGUCCGGUGUCGUAGUUGGGCAAAUCUUUACUGCCGACGACAAGCCGUACUAUAAGAAAGGCCUUUCCGUCUGUCUCGGGUUUUGCGUCCUUGCCAUCUUAAUUGUUGUAGCUCUGAUGACGGGCAUGAAGAUUGUUAACAGGCAGAGAGAGGCAGCCAUUCGUGAGGCAGAUGCGGCCGGUUCCUCGCUCCCUCGCCAACCUGAGAAGGGAGACUAUGAUGUGUAUUUCAGGUAUACAAUUUAG